CGCAAGCCUCGUCACUACUCCUUUCCCUAUCUGCCAUGUUUGUUCCGAUUUCUGAAAGGGGCUUGUGAGGCUGGGCUGAGUCUAGGUAGGUACGCAAUACGCAUGACAGACAGUUGGGGAACCCUUUGACUGUGAUGUUGCAAUGCGAUAGUCCAGAUGUGCUGCUAGUCAAGGUAGGGUAUAGAAGACAGAAGCCUACCCACUCCGAAUACUGUGCAUACGGUAUGUAAGAAAACGAGGAGUUCAUCUCUAGGUACCUCGCCAUUCCUUCCCGCCCACUCACCUUUACUGUCCAGAACUUGGAUCCGCAACACAUCUCUCUUUCCCGCCUUGGCUGCUCCGCUGGCUUGACGGGGAUAAGAUCUUGGCGUUCUGGUCGUUUCAAGGGCUCCCUGGGCGACUUUAGUAAAAAGCCAACGCUUCCGCACCCUGAAUGUGGCAGCAGAUAUAUCUACCUUAUGCUUAGUUCGUCCUACUGUUUAUUAGUUCCCGCACCCGAAGAAAAAAAAAGGCACGAGGACCGCCCCUACCCUAGGUACUCUCAGACCUACCUACCUCUGACAGCCCGUAUCUACAACACUUGCACGACAUUAGGCUGGUCUCGAACGGGAAGGAGCCAUCGCCUACAGAAACAAUUUGACUCAGCCGCCUUGCUGUUUUUGACAUCAUAUAUUGGGGAGCGUCACCUUAUCUCGUUUCUCUUUUGAGAUAUCCGCGAACCCUUUUGGAGCAUCACGCGCCAACAACUUGGAACUUUUUUUCACCUUCCGCCCCUCCUGUGUGGCAUGUCACUCUUUUGACCACCAUUCAUACCAACAGCUCAGCCUAUCCAUUGACCAGUUUCGCCCCCUCAUAUUCUUCUAUUGUUCUCUUUGUUCUCUCGAUACCCCUUCAGCGACAUUUUCUGGCGGAAUUUGCUACGUUUGUAGCACCCCAACUGGCCUCACCUACAAAACCUCGACCCACACAGGGCAACUUUCUAAGCGCACACCAGGAUCGACCGGCUUCUAAUUCCUUGGUCGGGUGAAGGGACCAGCGCCUCCUGGUUUCCUGCGCAUUCAAAAUCUGUAACAAUGAAACUCUCAAAGAGUCUCGCCAUUUUAUUGCCUUUACUGCAGGUCACAGCAGCACUCCCACAACCAGACCAGCCUCACUUGGGGAAGGUGUUACGAGCAGAAGAAGCAGCGCCAGUGGCUCCAGGAGGUCAAGCGCCAGCGUCUGCACCGAAAGCACAAACGGAGGAGAACAAGGAGGUAAAAGAGCAGAAGAAAGAGAAGCCUAAGGAGAAGAAGAAAGACAACAAGUACUUCCACGAGCCGGGCGGUGAUGAGGUCCUGGGCCACUACGACAUUCGGUACUUCAAGGAGUUGGUCCCGUACGAGGAGCACCGGCCAGCAUUGCGACACUUGAUUCGAAGCUAUUUGACCGUCUUCAGAGAACUCGGCAUCGAGACGUGGAUAGCGCAUGGCACUCUCCUCGGCUGGUGGUGGAACGGGCGCAUCAUGCCUUGGGAUUACGACCUGGACGUUCAGGUCUCAAGCGCGACCCUCUACUAUCUAGGCAAGCAUUACAACAGGACCACCCACGAGUACUCGUACGUCGAUCCCGUUGACGGCCAGACCCACAACAAGACGUAUCUCCUGGAUAUCAACCCCCACCACAUCGAGCGCGAUCGCAACGACGGUAUGAACGUUAUCGAUGCGCGCUGGAUCGACAUGUCUAAUGGCAUGUUUGUCGACAUCACCGGAUUGGCUGAGCGUGAGCCUGGAAAGAGCCCGGGAAUCUGGAGCUGCAAGAACUACCACCGAUACCGAACGCGCGACCUGUACCCGAUGCGAGAGUCCGAGUUCGAGGGCGUGCCGGCCACAAUUCCGUAUAGCUUCGAUCGUAUUCUUACUGAAGAGUAUGGUAUGAAGAGCUUGGUGACUACCGAGUUCAUGGGUCAUCACUGGGAACCGGAUCUGAAGGAAUGGAUUCGGGUGCAGAAGCCCGAUGGCCCCAAGGUCUAAAACGAACACACUACGUGCGUACCGGGUUGUCAGGGGACAAAUCCUCCCUCGCCGUUGCCGGGCGCAAUCAAAACCGACAUAUUGCCCACGCUGGGCCUUUCCAAUCAGCGUCGCUACGAAAGCGAUAUACCAAGACCUGGGAUCAGGCACACCCAUCUCGUCGUGGAAUCUUGCAACCAUCGAUGGGAAAAUCUACCUCAAGCCAAGGGGAAGGAAUAGCCGCCAGAUGCGAGCGUCAGAUCUCCAUCUUGGCUGGGUAAAAGGCGUUAAAUGAACAUGAGCAUUUACAUGGCGUUAAUUGUUGGAUCUGUCAUCAAUCGGUUCUUUUAUCAGCAUCAAACCCAAUUCAUAACAGAAACAGUAUGAAUAUAGCAUUUGUAUGCACCUUUUUCACUUUUGUUUUUAAUUUCUUUUGUUAUUCAAGACUUUGAUCAGGGCAUAUUUAGCGUAUUACGUGCCGGGUUUUUCUAUACAUGUAUAUAUUUCCCUAUUCAAAGGAUGAGGACAUACAUGCAAAUGUUCUGUGAAAGGACUACCUGCUGGCGUACUUGACAAAAGUUUUGAGAGUGGGAAGGGUUAUCACCGGGUGCUCGCGACCCAGACAGACAUUACCUGUGAUCUGCUGGAUCCUGACAACAUAGAGAUAUAGAUGGGUUCUUCAAUCCGGUCAAAUACUACACGUAAACCUGAUAUACGCUUAGCCAACCACUUCAUGAGUAGCGUAUCCCUUCUUGAGGCGCAUGGUACUAAAGACUGAUAUAUCACAAUAG
This is a messenger RNA of Pyricularia oryzae 70-15, 2779 nucleotides long. RefSeq lists its product as uncharacterized. NCBI's taxonomy places the organism in Eukaryota, Fungi, Ascomycota, Sordariomycetes, Magnaporthales, Pyriculariaceae. Bases 1074 to 2009 code for a protein of 311 amino acids. The record is from RefSeq and is a predicted model, not a curated record. The transcript is spliced from 2 exons.